Molecule: messenger RNA, 1233 nt
Organism: Hermetia illucens (black soldier fly)
Lineage: Eukaryota; Metazoa; Arthropoda; Insecta; Diptera; Stratiomyidae
Product: death-associated inhibitor of apoptosis 1-like
Exons: 2
Coding region: 108-1130 (340 amino acids)
Biological process (GO): negative regulation of apoptotic process; regulation of cell cycle; positive regulation of protein ubiquitination
Cellular component (GO): cytoplasm; nucleus
Molecular function (GO): cysteine-type endopeptidase inhibitor activity involved in apoptotic process; ubiquitin protein ligase activity
Source: RefSeq, a predicted model, not a curated record
GAAUUUAUAAUAGUUUGAGCUUUUCAGCAACUUUUGCGUCAACUACAGUUUCUCCACUGAGCCCCAUUAUCACUCAGACUUGCCUGUAAGGAUAACCUAUUACAACGAUGUCGAUUCCUUCAACUCUAUUAAAUGACGAAACGGAACGUAUCAAGACAUUCGAAGGACGAUGGCCUCUAUCAUGGAUGGAUAUGAAACUACUGGCGCAAACUGGAAUGUACUACACGGGCACAGAUGAUACAGUUAAAUGUAAUUUUUGUGGGGUCGAAAUCAGUCGCUGGGAGGAGACGGAUCAUCCGGUCCUUGAACAUAUGCGAUGGUCCCCGAAUUGCCCGUUGAUGCGAAGACGAUAUACAGCAAAUAUUCCAUUAGAUGAAGUUGUACUAGAUAGGAUCCUCCCACCUGCCACAUAUGAUGUUUGCGGUGCAACUGAAAUUUUAGAUAUCAGACCCCAAGCUUACCCCGAAGAUUCAAUCAUGCAACCGAUCCGAUUCCCAGAUCAUCCUGAAUAUGCUAUUGAGACUGCACGCCUUCGAUCGUUUGCAGGGGGGGUCAGGACAAUGAAACGAAAAUUGGAACAAUUGGAGGACGCUGGCUUCUUCUACACGGGCAUUGGCGAUCGAGUGAAAUGUUUUAGCUGUGGCGGUGGACAAAAGGAUUGGGAUGAAUCGGAUGAUCCAUGGGAACAUGUUUCGUGGCUGCGCAAUUAUCAUUUCUUGAAAUUGAAUAAAAUUGAAAAGUUUAUCGAUUUCGUUAUUGCCAAAUUCAAAUCGAAUAAGGAAAGCGAAACGAAAAACGAAGGUAGCAAUACAUCGAGUACGAGUGGUGUGUCGAGCGAUGAUGAACAUUCGUCGCACGAGUUAGAAGCAGCUAAGGAUGAUGAAGUGAAUUCCACCGAAUCAGAACAAAAAGGAGGAAGUUUCGAAUUGCGUGACAAAUGCCGUCAUAGCCAUAAGAAAAAGAUAGUUCCAAAUGAGAAAGUUUGUAAGAUAUGCUACGUGAACGAAUACAACACUGCAUUUUUGCCUUGCGGUCAUGUAGUUGCGUGUGUAAAGUGUGCAUCCUCCGUUACAAAGUGUCCAAUGUGUCGGCAACCUUUUUCGAACGUUAUGCGAGUGUAUUUUUCUUAAUUCAACAAUUCAAAAUAUUGGCAGCGAAGUAUCUAUGUAAAGCUGGAAUAUUAUCUGCAGCAACAUUUAAAAAUUGGAGGGAACAUCUAAACACCAAUAAACU